Messenger RNA from Paralichthys olivaceus (Japanese flounder), 1184 nucleotides. It is a transcript of the gene myct1b, whose product is annotated as myc target 1b. Gene Ontology annotation, cellular component: nucleoplasm. Lineage: Eukaryota; Metazoa; Chordata; Actinopteri; Pleuronectiformes; Paralichthyidae. The record is from RefSeq and is a predicted model, not a curated record.
UGUUCAUCUGUCUGCUUGGAGUCGAUGUGGAAUCUAACACAAGCUUAUGGUGGAAUAAUGGCACAAAAUGAAACCCAUCCAUUUUCGGAAAUACUAAAAUCAUUUAAUCUUGGUGAUAUGAUCCUAGCCUUCUGUUUAUCUGUCCUCGUGGGCCUGCUGCUCGGUGCCAUGGUUUACGUUCUGCUGACCUGGGCGUCCAGGCGCCGGGCCACCGCCAGGAUCACCAGACGCUCCAUAAAGAAAUCUGGCACCUCACAAACCAAUAACCCCACGAGCAACCAGAUGGGCCUUUACCGCAGCACAUUCCUGAGUGUGUACAGACAGCCGUCCCUGGAGCCGGUGGGUCCUCUGGGGAGCAAGCCCGGUGCAGACACCUCCACCUUUCGGCCUCUGCCCAGGAGGAGCAGGGCCGGCCUGGAGAUGGCCGAGGACACGCAGGUCAGCAUGCCUGAGGAUACGGUGGCUUCCAUCUCAUCGGAUUCAGCAUCACUGGUGCCAAACAAGAGACACUCCUUCUGGUUGGGGGGCAAUGGACUUAAAGGCUUCCUCCCCUCACAGACUCCCCCUCCUGCGUACGACAGUGUGAUCCAUGCUUUUGAAGAGACUUGCACUUGAAACCGUCGACGUAAAUAAACAAGAAACAACAACUGAAAAAGGUGAACAUUGUUGGACUGCAGCCGACUCUCUGGUUGUGUUCUGCUCUUUAUGAGGAGCAGUUGUCUCUGCAUGCUGAGUGAGCAGACAAUUUCUAACGCCUGACACAGGGAACAAGACUUUAUACAUCCUGGUAGAGUCAGCUCAGUAUUACAUAAGGUGAUAUAUACUAGUGGUGCAACUAACUGUUUAAUUUGCAGAUUUAAUAAUUUGUUGUUUUCUCUAUAGUGUGUCACAGAAUUACAGCACAUGGCCAUCACAGGGCCUCAGGUGACCUCUUCAGGUUUAUUGUUUUGUUCCCAAAUUAAAAAAUAUUAAAUUCACAGCAAUAUAACACAGAACAAGCAGCAAAUUCUCACUUUGGAAUAUUCGACAUUUUAGGUUUGAAAAAAAUGACACAAAUGAUUAACAAAUUAAUCGACUAAUCACUGCAAUUGCCGGAAAUUUCAUAACGCCCGUUGUAGUCCGCUGAGAAACUCUAGUGGCGAGAGAAGUGGGAUUCAGUUGUGAUUGUGUGAAAAUGAGGGGGA